AAAACUGCUUGUGGACGGGCUUCCUUUUACCAGCCAGCCCCACCCACCUCCAGGUGGUUUAAACUUUGACCCUCUUGUCCUGAUGCUCAGUUUCGUCUUCCUCAAUUUUGUGACAUUUGGAACUUCAAGAACUGGAGGUGCAGAGGACUAAGAGACAGAGAUUAAAAUGGCUUCCAGAGGAAAGACAGAAACAAGCAAAUUAAAGCAGAAUUUAGAAGAACAAUUGGAUAGACUAAUGCAGCAAUUACAAGAUCUGGAGGAAUGCAGAGAGGAACUUGAUGCAGAUGAAUAUGAAGAGACCAAAAAGGAAACUUUGGAGCAACUAAGUGAAUUUAAUGAUUCACUAAAGAAAAUUAUGUCUGGAAAUAUGACUUUGGUAGAUGAAUUAAGUGGAAUGCAACUGGCUAUCCAGGCGGCUAUCAGCCAGGCCUUUAAAACCCCAGAGGUCAUCAGAUUGUUUGCCAAGAAACAACCAGGUCAGCUCCGGACAAGGCUAGCAGAGAUGGACAGAGAUCUCAUGGUGGGAAAACUAGAGAGAGACCUAUAUACUCAACAGAAAGUGGAGAUACUAACAGCUCUCAGGAAACUUGGAGAGAAGCUGACAGCAGAUGAUGAGGCCUUCUUGUCAGCAAAUGCAGGUGCUAUACUCAGCCAGUUUGAGAAGGUCUCUACAGAUCUUGGCUCUGGAGACAAAGUUCUUGCUUUGGCCAGUUUUGAGGUCGAAAAAACAAAAAAAUGACGUGGUGUGGAAGCUUGGAACUUUGAUAGCAUUUUUGUUGUAAAUGAUGUUUUCUUCUGGGGAUUUUGAGUCAUUGAAAAGGAAGCAAGAGAUUCUUGAAGUGCAUAAUAAUCUAAGAAAAGGUGACAGUGUACUGAUGGUUCGUCAUCCUUCUGGGGGGUCUCAGGUAUCCUGGGUUUGCUGGGGUGACAGCACCCACCGACCCUUACUGUGAUUUGUUGUUUAAGAGCGAGAACAGAAAACGGUUUCUCCGCUUCUUUUUAUCAAGGCUCCUUGUUCUUAAAUGCUGGUACUCAAUGAAAAGUUACGAACUAACGAUUCCUUUCUGUUCAUAAUCUACCCCUUCCUGUUGGGAUGAACAGUAUAGCUCCAUCAACAAACCUCAUGUGGUCACAGAAUUUUAGAAUUCUAAGUGCUCAUAGAAAUAGUUUCAUUUUACAAACAAGGAAACAGGCUCGGAGAAAGCAAGGGACUUACAUAAAGUCAUCUAAGAGUCAGUGCGAGGGCCAAGACUCAGGUGUCCCGACUCUCCGGUCAAUGUCCAUUGAAUUUUAUUUCUUCUGUGCUGUUUAAAAAAAGUUUUUACAUGUUUGUGGAAGUCCAUGUUUAUGAAAACUCAAUGUCCCAGCAAAAAAUUGCCACGAAGGGACCAUUCUCCAGCCCGUAAGGUCUCCCUAUGAAUGGGGCCCAUUGUGUCUCUGAGUGUUGAGCUUGGAACAGUGGGCGCCCUGUUGAGAGUCUCCUGAAGUAACUUAACCUCCUGUGUUGUUUCUCCUGGGAAGCAAUUGGAAUUGGCAGCUAGACGCCUCCCCGCGUGUGACCUCUCCUGAAACCAGGAGGUUGCUGGAGCUAAGCUACUAUUUACUCUUCAGCUUUUGGAGAAACACAAAAUAAGUUACACGGAAAAGCAGGGUUCUCGCCUGCAUGCUCACAUCUUUCUGCGUGCUCAAGUAGCUAGUUUUGCCCGUGGGUGUGCGUGUGAGCUAAUUCCUGAGGCUCCGGCCACUUUAUUUUCUUUCAUGUAUUUUCAAUAUUCCUUUUCUUUGCAUUUUAUGCAAAUUAAAAGCGGAAGCUUCUUGUAUGCUGUCAGCUCUACUAGGUGCUCUGCCAACUGGACGCAAUUAGGGCACCUCAGCUACAUUAAUGCCUUAUUUGGAACUUUCAGUGGAUAAUUUUUUAUAUAUCAGUUAAUGAUGGUCAAAAGCUCACAAUGAAAUUGUGACACACCAAGAAAAAGCAUCUUACGUGCUAUUCAUCUAGGGCUUCAUGGCCAAUUGUCAUUUCGUUAUUUUGUGAGGGUUUUUGUUUAAUUGAAGAAAAUUCAUAGAACAGAAAAUUUACCAUCUUAAAGUAUAUGAUCCAUCAGUAUUUAGUACUUUCUCAGUGUUGUAUAACUAACACCACUAUCUAGUUGCAAAACAUUUUCAGCACCCUCAAAAGAGACCCCAAAGCCCCUAAGCAGCCACUCCCCACCCCCUCCACUUCCCUCCAGCAAACACUAGUCUCAUUUUCUGUCUACGGCUUUUCCUAUUCUGGCUAUUUUCAUGUAAGUGGAACCAACACAGUGACCUUCUAUGUUAGACUGCUUUCACUUAACAUAGUAUUUUUUUAAAGGUUUGUUUAUUUAUGCAUACAAGAGCUGGGUAUAGGCCAUAGAUGCUGGGGGUGAGAGGAUUCACCAGAGACAGAGUGGGGAACAGAACAGGCAGAUCGACCGAAGUACACUGUGAGGGGAGCAGCAGGCGAGGCAGGAGAGGUCUGCUGCGCCAUGUGGGUAGCUCCCUGGCCAGUCAGGGAUUGAACUCGUGCUGCAGAGGCUGCGGAUUGCUUCAUAGUGCAGUGCUUAACCCUUUGCGCCUCCAGGAAGGCCCCUAGCAUAGUAUUUUUGAGGUUAAUCUACUUUAUAGCGUGUAUCAAAACUUCUUUCCUUUUAAUGGCUGAAUAAUAUUCCUUUGUGUGAACUCAAUAUUGUAUUUAUCCACUUCUCUCACUGGGUUUUUUCCUUCCUUUUGGCGAUUGUGAAUAACGCUGCUAUGAACAUUUGUGUACCAGUAUUUGUUUAAAUACCUGUUAUCCGUUCUUUUAGGUAUAUACCUAGAAAUGGAACUGCUGUGAGUUUUGUUGUUGUUUUCAGCCAUAGCUACAUUCCCCCUUUUCCUCCAGUAGUAGGUGAGGAAAAUUAGGAAUCAUUUGUAUUUGAAAGGGGCCUACAUGAAUCUGGAGUCCUUAAUUUUGGUUUCCCUUAAACUUUCUGUUAGGCCAACAUCUACAAAAUAUUUUGCCAUUAAUGACAUAAAAUCACAUUGAUUUUAUAAAUUAUAACUAGUGCUCAAUUUUAAAUUAGUCUUUAUUUAAAAGUGACCAAGUUUGCAGUACCUACCAAGACACUGUCCCUCAUCACCAGAUGGCCGUCCGUGGGUUACUUAAUCUUUAUGAGCUGCAUUUUCCUCUUCUGGUCAAUGGGAAUAGUAGGGUCUGCUAACCACAUGGGACUACUGUGCAUUCCCCCCCUGAUCGCAGAAGGAAGUUUUGCAUUGGAGCUAAUCGAGCAUUUAACAGCUCUCUCUCAAGCACCAUUCAGUAUGGUUUGUUUCCUAAGUUCUGCAUUUAAUUCAGAAAAGUGAAAAGUGAGUAUAUUCUAUGCAACUAUAGUUAAUAACUAACUUUCAGUCUGUGUCUUCCUGUCUGUAUUUGGCUAUAUUUAAUCUUGGCUUGGUUUUUCUUUUUAGACCUCUUGGGAGGUCUCAGACUGCAAUAACUGAUGCUAAGGUAGCUCACUUUAUGACAUCCUGGGUCAAGCUGAUAUUUUAGUGAAAAGAAUUCCUGCCCUGCCUUUUUCAAAGAACUGGGGUUGAAGCAGAAUUCUAGUGGGCAAGUGUCCGACCAAGCUAUUUAAUGAAAUCUGAUAAUUUCAAACAAUUCUUCUGUUUCAGUGCUUUGUUUUUAUCCUGUGAGUGGUAAGAUAAGGAUUCUAGGUGGGUGGCAGAGGAAGAAACCAAGUGGUAGAAGGAGUUGUUCCCAGGGAAGAAUUAGAGCUGGGAUGGAUGAAUUGUUAACUUUGAUUGCUAGGCCUUUUGUUGAAGACACUCAGCCAAGCCGCCAGGGACUGGUCAUCUUUAGCAAAAUAAAAGGCUGUUCAACUCCACCAUUAAAACGUAUCUUAUUACAGUGAAUGAUGGAUAUAGUUUGAAAUCAUUUCAGAAAAAAUAAACCCAGACCAUUUUGCCUAGAGCUUUUCAACCACUUUCCUGCCCAUUUUUUCCCUAUUCUAUUCAUUACUAAGACCAAAGAAUGCUUGUCUUUGCCUCUCAAAAUGUUUUCCAGCAUUAAUAUGUAAAUUAAAACUGUCAAUGUUCCCACAAACCCCCAUGAACAAGCUGUAAUUGCUUCCAGUCUGUCUGGCCCUGGAAUGAAAAGAUUUCAGAAACUGGAGAAACUAGUAUUUAAUAUUUUUAUUAAGUUACAGAAAGCAGGUUAAAAAUGUGACUUUUCAAAGAUAUUCCCCUCUAAUGUGGCCUUUUGGCUUCCUGACUUUUUUUGAAAUCCCUCUGCCCGUUCACACUAUUUCAAUGUGCAGAGAACAGAACUCUCAAGGGGCCUCAAAUACAAGGGGUCAGUGACGUUCUGAGUUCGCAGCAGAGGCCUUGCUGUUCCACGCAGAGGACCAAGUGGAGAGAUCAGAGGCUCUCGUGCUGGGUGUUUUUCCUGCGAAGAUCACGUUCCCUAGAGUCUCAGACAAUAGACUCCAUGAAAAAUAACAAAAUUAUUUUCUAUAAAGAUCAAGAAGAGCCACCAGUCUUUUGAGUUAAAGAGGAAGAUGAUGCUCUAAGUGUUCUAUCUAAGGGCAUGUCUACCACAGAUCCUUUGCCCCAACUUCUAGCCUUGGCUUGGAAAUGUUGAAACCUUCCCAUGAAAACCUGAUUUUGUGUUGUAGUCAGAAUUUCAGUACAUGCUUUAAGGGUUGAAGUUAUCUUAAUUAUGUCUGCUCACUUCAAAAUGAUUUAGUAGAUCAGCUGUUCCUUUUUGACAGGGGGCUGUUCUUUCUGGAAGGUGUAUUUUAAUUUAAUGAUUUUUUUCGCUGGGUGAAAACCUGCUUCCUUCAGGCCUAGCAUUGUUCCUCCAAUACUCAUAAACCUGGAUGAGUUAAAAACUAAGGACAGAUAUACCCUCAAUGAUGGCCAACAGAUAGGUCAUUUAGAUACAAACAAAUGUUUGGCCUGGAGUAGGUAAUUUCUGAUCAUGUUCACUCUAUGAUUUGACCAUCAUCUUAGAAAAUGUGGUGGUUUUCCCACUUCAUCUUAAAAACAUACAUAUACAUUACUGUCAGCAUCUCACAUUCUAUCCCAAGUUCAUUCUAGGUGUGGUGAAUUGCAUCUUAUAUUUGGUUCAUAAAGCUCUGAGCUUAUACUUAUUUAUUUAAAUAUUUUGUUUCAUCUACUCGGGAAAGGACCAUUUGUUCUUUGGGAGCAAACAGGCAAAAUCUCAGUCCUUAGCCUUGGUCCCCCCACUCCAUCUUGUCCAGAAGGAGGUGUGGUGUGCAAGAAAGUAACACCAGCAGAACUCCAUGUAGCAGAGUGUCUACAGGUGUGCUCUGUCUUUAACUUGUGAGCAUGAGGAGAAAUGAAGGGUGGGAGAGAGGCCUGCCCCUGAGCUUGCAUCCUGCUGGGGCUGGACUGGCCAGUGGCCUCCCACAGCCACUCUUGCCAGAACAGGACAUUAGUUUGUUACAAUCAAAUUGUUAGGGGGAAAGGAUGUCCUGAGCUAAUUCCAUGCAGGCUUUGUGGACUCCACCCCCGCUCCAGACCAAAGCCAUCAAGACAUUGGGAAAGACAAUCCUGUCACCACCCAAGGGAAGGUGGCUGGGACCUGAGGGUGGAGUUCAGCAGCCAGGGUUGGUAUAAAAACCAAACACGUGGGCCUUGGGGGGCUCGCGCUCUCCCUCGCCCCCCGGCUUCCCAGCUCCCGGCUCGCGGCCAGCUCUCAGUGCCCUUUGGGAUUCCAGAUCGGCGGGUCGGGUAGGAUGCAUUUAAGACUUUGUCUCCCGCUUUUCUCCCUGAGCUGUCCAUUUCCUCACUUGCCCUUCCCUGGUCAAUAAACCUUUUAUGAACCUUUCGUGUGUGCCCGCAGUGGAGGAGUGAGAAGUCCUUGUAAGCGCACGGGUGAGGACCCACAGUCAGGCACCCUGUUUUGUAUCGGGGCUGCCCUAUAACAAAAGCACUGAACAGAUUGUGUCCACUGGCCUUUUGGUUUGAAAAACUCAAAAUGUAACUUUUCCCCUGGUGGGGAUUUGGUCUUAAAAUUUGAAAGAGGAAAACAUUUUUGGAAAAUCUUAACAGUUAUUGCUAUGUGGGAGAGGGAAUGUUUCUAUCUGCCUUCUCUCUUAAUUGUAGGAUCAGUGACUGAGUGCUGAUACAUGCCAGACACAUUACUUGGUGCUUGUUAAAUUUUCUGAAAUGAGUGUUAGAGUCCUUUUUUUUUUCCUUAAAUAAGACUCUUAAGUGUUGAUAUAAUUAAGAGGUUUAGAUACCCAGCUAUAUCACCAAGUUUAUUUUACAAUAAAGUGGUGUUUUAAAUGGACCUAACCAUAAAAAAAGAUACAUUUAAUAUUUAACUCUAUCACAAAUAGCUAUGUCCUUAGAAGCAGUUUUUCAGGUAUACUUCUAUAUGCUGUAAUGAAUAGUACUCUUGGACAGAAUCCUGACAAUGCAUUUGAUCUAAAUGAUCUCUUUUGUCUAUUUUUAACCUCAUCCUUUAAUCAAUCUUAUGAAGUGCAUAUUAUUGAAACGCGUUAGUUUUUUUUUUUUUGACAAACACUAAAUGGAGAGAAAAUUCAAAUAUUCCUGCAGAGAGGAAAAAAACUUUCACCUUUUAAGUUCUCAACUGGGACCCCUGUAAUAAAGGAUUAGCAAGUGAAAGGCAUACACAUUUACUGGAAGUUUUGCUGACUGGAGGGGGGAGGCUUCCCUAGUUGAUAAAGACCCACAGAGAUGCUAAACCUGCCUGUACCAUGCAGGCUUGAGGCUAGAUGCUGCCCAGGGCAUGGUCUGAUAGGACAGAGGUGAGCUGAGUAUAACCUGGGGCAAUUUAGAGAUAACCAUUCAGAUUCCUCCCUGGGCCCUUUGUUUCCACAUCUGAGAUAAAGGCAGUUCCCCCUCCCCCACAGGAAGGACCCUUCUCACCUUAGGGUUCAUAAGCCGCUUCAGGGAAGGCCAGAAGGUCCUUCCUGCAGAGCCAUUUCUCACAUUCCUCCAGCCUGAAGUUCUCCGUAUGCCAAGGGGCCCUCAUUUCUAGUCUGAAUUCCAUUAUACUCUUAGUUAUUUUUGUCCUGUUUUGUCAAAUUGCCUUCCAAAUAUUCAUGUAGAUAUUUUGUGAAGAAAGGUUAUGAAAUGUAAAAAUUGCUUUGAAACUACCGCAUAGGAACUGUGUAAAAGCUAAAUACCACUUUCACUAAAAAAUUUUUUUUUUUUUGGUGGGACCCUCGCCCUUGGCCAGUGAACGAACCGGCGCUGCAGAGGCUGCGGGCAGCCUGGCAGCCCAGCGCUCAGCCGCUGCGCCACCAGGGGAGGCCCUCAUUAAAAUAUUAAUCUUAAAAUACACAUUUUAAGAGUAUCAAAAUGGAAACAUUGUGUUUGGUUUGACUAAGGAAGCUUGUAUGUUCAGUCUAGUUAUCAAAAGUGAUGGGAAAUUAAAAUCAAAAUAAAAUUAUUAAGAGUACCCAACGUCGGAAAAGCCUCUAAUUCUGUUACCGUCUGUCUUUUCCUUUCCGAGAGGUGAGAUACAUUACUUUUUCUGUUUUAUUUCCUUUUAAUGAUGUAAGUUGUGCUAAAGAGAUACUACAAUGGCCCAAGAUAUCCUAGCGAAGAGUGUUACUGGUUUUGUGGGAGCCCUGAGCUAAUAUUGGUCUCUACAGUAGGGCAUCAUUGGUUGCAGAAGUGGGACACAAGUAAAACAAGUCCUUUUAUCUCUGCCAGACACCGCAGCCCCUUCAGCGUCUGGUUUCUCUGUGUCUCCUACUCAGAAAAGAAAAGAGCAAUUGCCUACCCAAAGUUGUUAAAAGGUCUUAAGUGCCACCUGCGUGCUGGAGGACUCCCUGCCUUCUCUAUGAGCCUGUCGACUCUUUUCCUAAGAAAACUUUCCCACUUAUUAGCAAAAUAAGUGUCCCAUUCAGUUCUCUCUGUACUUCGCCACCAAUUAGUAAGACGAGGAGAAAUGUCCAUGCUGAGCUCUGUGCUGGGGCCAUGGGAGAAGCUGACACGGCUUCACCAUCAGCCCUCCAAGCACCCUUUUAUCUCCCAGCAGAGAUCCUCCCUCUGUCCAUCUAACCCCUGAGCUGGAGCUAUUUCAGGCCAGCUACGCAAAGUCAAUCCAAGACACUGCUGAAGCCUUUGGAAUCUUUAAGUGAAUUACUACCACUUCAGUUCAGCUAAAAAUAGUUCCCUUCACUCCCUAGGGCUGCCCCUGAGUUACAUGAACUCCCCCCUCAGCUUCAUACUCCACCCAAAAUACUGAUGUCUACAGUGAGACUAGCUGCUGCUUAAAGACCCAGGACUGGUGCUGUAACUACAUACCCAGCUGCAAGGCUGGAAGGAAAGGAUGGACACCAUUUAAAGAUAAGCUCAAGAGUAAGAAAUCAGGUCUUUGGGGAAAAACAGAUGUUCUUUUCUCUUCAAACAAUAAAACAUUUGAAUAUUCAUGAGAGGAUGUAGCAUGUACC
Talpa occidentalis (Iberian mole) is the source of this 8453-nucleotide messenger RNA. It is a transcript of the gene LZIC, whose product is annotated as leucine zipper and CTNNBIP1 domain containing. Gene Ontology annotation, biological process: negative regulation of Wnt signaling pathway. The record is from RefSeq and is a predicted model, not a curated record. Bases 167 to 739 code for a protein of 190 amino acids. Gene Ontology annotation, molecular function: beta-catenin binding. Gene Ontology annotation, cellular component: cytosol; beta-catenin destruction complex; nucleus. The transcript is spliced from 7 exons. Lineage: Eukaryota; Metazoa; Chordata; Mammalia; Eulipotyphla; Talpidae.